Molecule: messenger RNA, 1017 nt
Organism: Monoraphidium neglectum
Lineage: Eukaryota; Viridiplantae; Chlorophyta; Chlorophyceae; Sphaeropleales; Selenastraceae
Product: GTP-binding protein LepA
Exons: 9
Coding region: 1-1017 (338 amino acids)
Biological process (GO): positive regulation of translation
Molecular function (GO): ribosome binding; GTP binding; GTPase activity
Source: RefSeq, a predicted model, not a curated record
AUGACGCGCGCUGUGGCUGCACCACCGGAGGCGUCGCUGGAGAAGGGGGGACCAGGCGCGACAUACGCCAAUGGGUCGGUCGCCAAGGUGCCCGUGCAGAACAUCCGCAACUUCAGCAUCAUUGCCCACAUAGACCACGGGAAGUCGACUCUGGCUGACCAGCUGCUGCUGAAGACGGGCACGGUGGCCGCGCGCGACAUGGUGGAGCAGUUCAUGGACAGCAACGACAUCGAGCGCGAGCGCGGCAUCACGAUCAAGCUCAACACGGCGCGCAUGAAGUGCGUGGGCGGCGCGCGAGGGCAGGGGGUGCGCGGGGCAAGGGACGGCCGCGGUGAAGGUGGCGGCUGCGGUGCCGGUGCCGGUGGCGCUGGCGGCGGUGCUGGCGGUGGUGCUGGUGGUGGCGGUCGCGGAGCUGUCACGUGGCUGCGUUUCAGGGCGUUCUCCAGCGAGUACAAGGCCAACGACGGCCAGCUGUACGCGCUCAACCUCAUCGACACGCCGGGGCACGUGGACUUUACGUAUGAGGUCUCGCGCUCCCUGGCGGCCUGCGAGGGCGCGCUGCUGGUGGUGGACGCGUCGCAGGGCGUGGAGGCCCAGACGCUGGCCAACGUGUGGAUGGCGAUCGAGAACGAUCUGGAGAUCAUCCCGAUCUUGAACAAGAUCGAUCUGCCGGGCGCCGAGCCUGAGCGCGUGAUCGAGGAGAUUGAGUCUAUCAUCGGCCUCGACUGCUCCAACAUUUUGAAGGUGUCUGCCAAGGCCGGGAUCGGCAUCAUGGAGACCCUGGAGGCGAUCGUGCAGCGCGUGCCGCCCCCCAAGAACUCGACGGCGGACGCGCUGCGGGCGCUGAUCUUCGAUUCUUACUAUGACCCCUACAGGGGCGUGGUGUGCCAGUUCCGCGUGAUGGACGGCAGCGUGUCGCGCGGCGACACCGUGGUGAUGAUGAACACCGGCAAGGAGUACACCCUGGACGAGAUCGGGGUGCUCGCGCCCUCCAAGGUCCCGGGGCACUACGGCUAG